UCACAUAAAAACAUAACAGAAAAUAUGAGACGGUCUUGUAAUUUAUAGAAUUGAUUCAUUUUCGCUUUCUCUCGUUUUUUUCCUUUCUUUCUACAGCGCGAAUAUAUAUACUUGUUUCUUGUUUCAUUUUAAGCAUUUAAGAAAGGUGCAAACAGGCCUACUGUCAAUCAAUCAGCUGAUGAGAGAUAAUGCCAAACGAAUCAUGCGACGAUCACGUCACGCAUGGCAUUGAAAAUUGACAGCUGAUAAGCCGGAAACACAUGCUUUUGGAUCAUAUCGAUGUUCAUUAAAUGGCUCGCUAUAUGCGAAUUGAAUAUGAAAAUAAUAAUUAUAUAUAAUGUUUUAAUCUCAAGUUAAAAAAAUAAUAAUUCAAGACAAAAUUAAUCUACAAUUCUCUGCGUAGCGUAAUGAAACAUGCAGGCUUCAUUAUCGACUCAAACAAUUGGCUGUAUUGGAAAAUGUACAACUGGUUUGACAGUUGAGGAGUUAGAUCAAAUUACAGAUAAUAUAAAUAAAACUUUAUCUCAUCCAAAAGGCAGACAAAUUUUUGAAAGAUACCUUCAAAGGCGCAAUCUUCAAAGUAGUCUGGAAUGUUUGGAAUUAUAUAAAACUUGUUCAGAGUUUCUUGCUAAGGAAUUGACUCAAUCAAAAUCAAAGGAUUCUGAUUUAGAAUCUUUAACUAUAGAUGUGACAAUAGUGAGGGAAAUUGCCGAAGAUCUAGAUGGUGUUCCACAAAUAGACAUGGCACUUAUGGAACGAUUUAACGAGGCCUUAACAAACAAGACCAGAGAAGCAUUACUUACUGUAUUGGAAGAUACGCGAGACCGAUCGCGAGAUUAUUUAAGAAACGUACACCAAAGUUUUAAACAAUACAUUUCAGAACCAUGCCCAAUAACGAAAUAGUAUAUUAAACAUGUCCACAUAAGAGUUUUAAUAUUUAUAUUGCUUUGUUAUAAUAUUUGCACUGUAAAGAUUUAUGAUGUACAUUUUUAUUUUUCAUACAUGAUGAGUGUACCUCCAUUCAUAUACCAUUUAUACAGUACUUGCUGUCCAAAGAUAUAUUUAAUAGCAAAGGAUACUGUGUGUAUGUGUGUGUGUAUGUAGAAUAGAAAUGUUCAAAACAUCAAAAAAAAUAAAUUAAGGCGGCAGAGUUAUGUUAUAAAGAAUAUUAUACAGAGCACAAUACGAUUAACGAUAAUAAAAGCUUUGAAUUACUUAAGAUACUAUAUUUUACAAUCACAUAAAAUACAGAAGGUUAAUAAAACAAUAUCGUUAACAAGAACGAAUCUUUAA
This is a messenger RNA of Cataglyphis hispanica, 1293 nucleotides long. RefSeq lists its product as uncharacterized. NCBI's taxonomy places the organism in Eukaryota, Metazoa, Arthropoda, Insecta, Hymenoptera, Formicidae. The record is from RefSeq and is a predicted model, not a curated record. Bases 415 to 903 code for a protein of 162 amino acids. The transcript is spliced from 3 exons.